Molecule: messenger RNA, 1275 nt
Organism: Ooceraea biroi (clonal raider ant)
Lineage: Eukaryota; Metazoa; Arthropoda; Insecta; Hymenoptera; Formicidae
Product: solute carrier family 35 member F6
Cellular component (GO): membrane; intracellular membrane-bounded organelle
Source: RefSeq, a predicted model, not a curated record
CCUAAUACAUUACCAUCAGCUGUUCAUUUCUAGUAUUUACACGUUAUCGUUUGCCGUUUACAGGUAUAGCGUUCAGCAUCGCCUUCUUCAAUUUCGCCGGUAUCAGCGUCACGAAAGAAAUGAGCGCGACGACGAGGAUGAUCUUGGACAGCGUUCGUACGAUCGUGAUAUGGGCCUUCUCCCUAGCCCUCCGGUGGCAGUCUUUCCAUUACAUGCAGCUCAUCGGCUUCGCGAUUCUGCUGAUCGGCAUGGCGUGCUACAACAACAUCGUUAUACCGCAGUUGGUGAGGAAAUGCCGGUGCCGCCUGGGCCGGCACACUUCGUCCAGAAACGAGGAUCGUAUUAUUAAUACCGCCGCGGACGAUGUGCAAGAAACAAUAUGAAAGUACGUACGAUAAGCCGCAUUCGAAGGCAUCGUACGCUAAUCGCUUACCGCUGAUUGAGCGACAAACAAGUUUUCAACGGAAAAGACUAAGCGGAGAUCUGUGGAGCUGUACAACGCACGCGCGGAGAUGAAUAAUCGUGGUUCUUACGUCUUUCAUUAUUACAAGGGAAUCACAUGCAGCGAGUGAUCAUGACUCUCGUAUCUUCCUUCUUUUACCGCCUGCUGAUAAGAUACAAGUUUGAAGUAAAGAGAGGCUCUUCCUCAGAAAGAUGUGUUCGUACUAGGGCUCGCUAUUAUACGUUUAAACGGAAACACGUUUACACGUAUAAUUAGCAUAUCCGUUCAUUAGAAACGUUUUCCCGAAUAUACGUGUUUUAAGGUAUUAUAAACGGAAAGCGUUUACACGUAUAUUAAACGUUUAUCUGUUUAUAAUCACGCCUUACGUAUAAACAUUUUUCCACAAGUAAACAUUUUUCUCCACCUCUUAUUUUUAAUUUCAUUGGCUCGUCAUUGACGUUACACCAAGUCGACGACGACGACGGUGACGACAGUGCACAACGUCAACGACGACGACGGUGACGAUGUUGCACCACGUCGACGACGAAGACUACGAGGACGACGACGACGUUAUACCACGAGGAUAACACAAGCUGAAAUUGGUUGCAUGUAGUCGAUUACCGCAUAAUUUCAAGUUAUUGACCUUCGAAGCUACUUCACAUCUUCGAAGCUUCGAUCUUUAAUUCGUAUAAUAAACUAGGGAUGGGCGAUGUCGGGAAAAACAAUCGAUUAUUGAUUAAUCGUUUGUCCAGAUAACCGAUUACACAUGAUUGAUUAUUUCUUAAACGAAUAAGAACAAUAACAUUGAAUAAUUGAUUAAGCGAAAUAAAAAA